AUGGUGCCGCGUUUGCUCGGGUUCGUCCCCACCGCAGUUCCCAUGAUCGUCACGCUGUUGGGCGGGCUGGACCUGCUCUUCGGGACCCGCCGCGCGCCUCUGCUCGCGGGCAUGGUCGUGGCAGCGAUCGUGUGCACGCACGUGUUGUUCUGGGGGUGUGUGGUGUACGCGGGUGCGGCGGCGGCGACGAGCAUGACGGGAGAUUUCGGCAGCCUGGUUUUCUUUUCUUCGGUGCCGGCGCUGGUGUACGGCAUCAUUGCGACCUUCAGCACCAAAGACUCGAGGAUGGCUGCGAUCAAGUCCGUGAUCAUCGCCCCCAUCGCGCUCGUGAUCCUGCCGAGUCUGGGAUCGAUCUAG
Molecule: messenger RNA, 357 nt
Organism: Pedinophyceae sp. YPF-701
Lineage: Eukaryota; Viridiplantae; Chlorophyta; Pedinophyceae
Source: the annotation of a GenBank genome assembly